Molecule: messenger RNA, 1284 nt
Organism: Aspergillus melleus
Lineage: Eukaryota; Fungi; Ascomycota; Eurotiomycetes; Eurotiales; Aspergillaceae
Exons: 6
Coding region: 1-1284 (427 amino acids)
Source: RefSeq, a predicted model, not a curated record
AUGAACUUGUGGCCCCUGCUCCCAUUUCUGGGCCUGCUUCAUGGAGUCCAGUCGCAAGAAUGCACUCCUCCUAAUGAACUUAGUUGGUUCAACGUCACCGACCAACGCUACAUCGAUGCCCUGUCUUCCUCCUGCACGACCAUGAUCGGUGCCCUCAUGAUAGCAACCAAUUUUACCGGCCCGUUCAUUCUGCCCAACAUUACCAACAUCACAGGAGAAAUCAUGCUGGAUUGGUGGGAUUUCAAACCGACGCCUAAUGUGACGGUUAUCGACCUACCGGACCUUCAGUACAUGCAAAGCGACAUACAGGUGGGGUCCCUAGCCAACACGCUGGAGAGAAUAUCCCUUCCGAAGCUCGAAUAUCUACGGUCUAUGCAUCUUAAACAGUACAUCGAUCAUGCGAAGUUGGAUUUCAGCGGACUGAAGAAGGCGGAUCGCCUUUUCCUGCGGGGUAAUUAUUCCAAAGUAAGCUUCGACUCACUGCAGAAUGUCACCCGUGGUUUAAACAUCUGCAACCAAGAGGUGUGUAGCAAGGGCUUUUCUUAUAAGGGACCGGGUCCACGGCGCGCAAUGGAGGUUUCUCUGCCAAAUCUUGAAGUCGCGCAGGAGGUGCUUAUCGCGGGAGAUGUAUCCGAGCUCAUCGCGCCCAAGUUAUCCACUGCGGAAUUAUCCGUCCACUCGGCAAACACGUCUGUACAAUUCCAUUUUCCGCACUUGACACACUGCGACGAUUGGCUCGAUCUAGAGGGUCGUAUCACAGGACUCUCUAUGCCCCGCCUUCAAGACGUCGCCGGUAUCAUGAAAAUCAGGUCCAGCUAUCCUCUCAAUGUUACCCUACCAGCCACCGAAAGCCAUAAUGUCAUUCUUGAAGGACAGAUUGAAGAUGUCUCCAUGCCCAACCUCGAAAAGUUCGAAACGUUGCGAAUCGAAUCCGACCUCCCGCUCGACUGUGAUAGGGUCGUCGAUCGAAUUAACGAAACAUCAAUCGAACCUCAUAGCAAAUAUAGUCUGGGAUGCAAAUCGACAUACGAGAAGCCAUCGGGAGGGCUAGCUACUAAGGCGAAGAUAGCUAUUGGAGUCGUAGUGGGGGUUGUUGGACUGGGAAUCGUCGUUGGGGGGAUUUUCUUCUGGAAGAAGAAACGGGUGACGAAGAAGAAGACUCCCUCGGAGGUGGAGUUGACUACGUUUGCAACGGGACAGCAAAGAGAAGGUCCUGGACAGGGACCGGGAGAGGCAGAAGUGGUGCACGAUCCACCUCCUCCGUAUACGGCUGAUAGGGGUUAG